This is a messenger RNA of Nicrophorus vespilloides, 559 nucleotides long. Its product is annotated as flexible cuticle protein 12-like. The transcript is spliced from 3 exons. The coding region runs from base 149 to 526 and encodes 125 amino acids. Gene Ontology annotation, molecular function: structural constituent of chitin-based larval cuticle. Gene Ontology annotation, cellular component: chitin-based extracellular matrix. NCBI's taxonomy places the organism in Eukaryota, Metazoa, Arthropoda, Insecta, Coleoptera, Silphidae. The record is from RefSeq and is a predicted model, not a curated record.
GUUUCUUCAAAGAGUUAUUGGAUUAUCCAAUAAAGCAUUACAUCUAAAUAGUGUAUUAUGUAUUUGAGUGGGAUGUGCUCUCUGUGCAUAUAAGUUGAUUCAUGUUGUGAGAAAAUCUCAGUUUGCGAAUUUGUAUAAACAUACAACAAUGAAAGUGGUAAUUUUGCUAUUAGUACUAUUAACAAUUGUUAAUGGUAUGCCAAAACCUGAGGCGAAUUCGAAAAUUAUCAACUACGAAUACAACACAAUGUAUCUUGGAGGAGGUUAUAAAUAUGCGUUUGAGUCUGAUGAUGGUAUCAAAAAGGAAGAAACCGGAGAGAUCGUGAACGAGGGUCGUGAUGAUCAAUUUAUUAAAGUCACGGGUUCAUACUCUUACAUAGGAGACGAUGGUAAAAUGUACAUGGUGGUGUAUACAGCCGAUGAGAACGGCUUCCAUCCAUCACCACCAAAACCUUUUGCAAUGAGCAUAAGUUUUGCCUCACCUGCAAUACUAAAUUCGUUAAUUGGUGGUGGGAUCGGAAAAUAAAACAAAUUAUACACAUUUGAAUUUUUUUGUAAA